UUAAACAGAAGAGCAUUAAAAGAAAAAGGGAGUUUGAGUCCAAUUUACGCCAAAUGGGAUUUUAUUUCACUCCUCCAAUUUCCCAAUUCCCAAUUCCCAAUUCCCAAACCCAUCACUAUAAAUCUCAGCCCUCCAUUUUCUCAAUUCCUCACUCCCUCAAAUGGAGAAGAAGAAUCAGAGCUUCCUCAACAAUGGCGUCCUCCGCCUCCCGCCGGGCUUCCGCUUCCACCCCACCGACGAGGAGCUCGUCGUCCAGUACCUCCGCCGGAGAGCCCUCUCCUCGCCGCUGCCGGCCGCCGUCAUCCCCGACGCCGACGUCCGCCGCUUCGAUCCCUGGGAUUUGCCAGGGGAAUUGGAGCGGGAGAGGUACUUCUUCAGCACCAAGGAGGCCAAGUUCUGUAAUCGAAGAACCUCCAUUAGAGCCACCGCCUCCGGCUACUGGAAGCCCGGCGGAAUCGACCGGAGAAUCGUUUCUUCCGGCCAAAAUCAGCUUGUGGGUUUCAAGAAGACGCUCGUUUUCUACACUGGGAAGGCCCCCAAUGGGCUCAGAACCGAUUGGAUUAUGCACGAGUACCGCCUUGUCCACGCCCCGGAAGCUCCUCUGUGCGCCAUUAAUGGCGGACAGUCCACCUUGAACUGCGACUGGGUUUUAUGCCGCGUCUUCUUGAAGAAGAAGAAGAUUUUGAAGCCAAUUUUUCACGAGUUUCUAAGAAGAAGAAACGGGACUGAUUUGAAUAUUUCCCCUUCUUGUUCUUCAUCCUCUGGCUCAGGCUCGAGUGGAGUUACAGAGAUUUCAGUAAAUAAUCGUCAUCAAGAACAAGAAGAAACCAGCAGCUACAAUUGUUUCACAACAACAUAUUAAGUUCAUAAUCAAACUUAGCUUUUAGCUUGUUUUCUUCUAUGUUCCAUGUCUCAAUCCCCUGUCUUGUUCAUCUCUUUUCUCUAUUUCCUCCAAAUUCUAAAUUCACUAAUCCAAUAAACUAGACAACUUCUACAAGAAA
Messenger RNA from Momordica charantia (bitter melon), 1001 nucleotides. Its product is annotated as NAC domain-containing protein 83. The record is from RefSeq and is a predicted model, not a curated record. Gene Ontology annotation, molecular function: DNA binding. Gene Ontology annotation, biological process: regulation of DNA-templated transcription. NCBI's taxonomy places the organism in Eukaryota, Viridiplantae, Streptophyta, Magnoliopsida, Cucurbitales, Cucurbitaceae.